AUUGGCUGCGCCCAAUAAGGAGCAGAGGAAGAGGGCGCCGCCUCUGAAUGCGGGGCUGGCGCGCAAUGGCGGACCGCCUCACGCAGCUGCAGGAUGCCGUGAACUCGCUUGCUGAUCAGUUUUGUAACGCGAUUGGAGUAUUGCAGCAGUGUGCCCCGCCCGCUUCCUUCACCAAUAUUCAAACGGCAAUAAACAAGGAUCAGCCUACUAAUCCUACAGAAGAAUAUGCCCAGCUAUUUGCUGCAUUGAUUGCAAGAACUGCCAAGGAUAUUGACGUAUUAAUAGAUUCCUUGCCCAGUGAAGAAUCAACAGCCACAUUACAGGCUGCCAGUUUGCAUCGCUUGGAGGAAGAGAAUCACGAGGCAGCUGCACGUCUUGAAGAGGUGGUUUAUCGUGGGGAUAUGCUCUUGGAGAAGAUACAGAAUGCUUUAGCUGACAUUGCUCAAUCACAGCUGAAGACAAGAAGUGGAAGUCAUAGUCAACCUGCUCCAGAUUAACCACCAGAGGUGUUGGGACUUGACCAUAGAAUUUGAACUUCUUGAGAA
This is a messenger RNA of Lacerta agilis (Sand lizard), 545 nucleotides long. It is a transcript of the gene MED21, whose product is annotated as mediator complex subunit 21. Gene Ontology annotation, molecular function: transcription coregulator activity. The coding region runs from base 48 to 497 and encodes 149 amino acids. The record is from RefSeq and is a predicted model, not a curated record. Gene Ontology annotation, cellular component: mediator complex. The transcript is spliced from 4 exons. Gene Ontology annotation, biological process: regulation of transcription by RNA polymerase II. Lineage: Eukaryota; Metazoa; Chordata; Lepidosauria; Squamata; Lacertidae.